AUGCUGAAAUCAUAAAAUUACUUCUUAGUUGCAGUAACAGCUAUUUUAAACCUCGUGGAAUGCAAUAGAAUAGCAGAAAUUUCAAAUUUAAAUGAAGUUUCAUUCCACCGAUAAUCUCAUGGGAUUAAAGAUUUUGAUCAAGAAGUGUCAUACCAAGAGAAAUUUAUUCAGCCAUUACUCAGCGAUCAUCUUGCAAUAGCUAGAUCAGCCUAAGAUUAUGUUAACACCAUGAUUAAUUUAAGGGUUACAAAGAGAUUGCUACAAGGCUAUAAUUAUGGAAAUCUUAGCGGUUACGGUGACUUUAAUGGAUAUGGUGACUUAAAUAAUUUUGACUUUAGUAGUCUUGGAAACUUAGGGAAUCUAGGCGGGCUUGAUCUAUCUAGUCUAGACGACUUAAGUCAAUACAACAUUACUGCAGAAGAUUUAAUGAACAUUAAUACUCCUGCUGAUUUUGAAAAACUUAUGAGUAAAGUAAAGGAGUUUGCCAGGUUGAGGGAGCGAAAUGAUUUCUAUUCAACAUAUAAAAACUCAUUCUUCACUGUGAAUAAGUGCAUCUCCUACAUUGGAGAGUAGCUAUCUAUGGUAAAUACUAAAUCACUAUCUUAAAAAGAUGUAAAUAUCAACGCCAUCCCAAAGAGUCUAAUAAACUAGCUUAAAGCCUUCUUCAAAACCUUUAAGAUUGCUUACAAGGCUAAGUUUGGAGAAGACAUUAUAACCUCUACUGAUCUUGAUAAUGAUAUGGAAGUUAUAACUCUUUUCCUCCAAGGAGGAAUGAAUAGUGUAACUGAUCUCGAAGAAGCUGACUCUAAAAAUGCCUCUGAUGACAAGAAGCUUUGGAUAAUUGCAGCAAUAAUCAUCCCUAUCGUCUUACUUAGUGUUAUCAUCAUUCUUAUCUGUGUCUUUGCUUGUUGUACCAAGGUUAAAAAAGUUAAUGGGUAAGAUAAAAGAGUUUGCAGAAAAGCUACUAAAAAUGGAAAAUGCAUGAAAAAAUUCUUUAAAAGUGACAGUAACAACAAAAACAAAAUUCAUUCGCACUAGUAAAAUCAUGGCAAGGUUCAUCAUAAUACAAAUUAAGUUGAUGAUUAAAAGAUUCACAAUGGUCCAAAUGUUUAUAGUCAAGUACAAAAUACAAAUAGUUCGGUCCUCUAUGGAAAUAAUGGAUAUUAGCAUUAAAACUUUGAUAACUCACACUUAAGCAUGGGUAUCCCAGUUGUUGAUACUUCUGUUAAUAAUGGAUAUAUGGUUAACAAUCAAUAUCCUAAUUAGCAGCAAAUGGCACCACCUUAAAUGAUGUAUGAUUAACAUCAGCAAUUUUAAGUUGGAUAAGUGGGCUACUAAAAUUACCCUCCCUAACAAUAAUUAUAUCCACCUCAAAUGAAUGUAGUUCCUGGGUCUACUUGGCAAUGA
Molecule: messenger RNA, 1407 nt
Organism: Stylonychia lemnae
Lineage: Eukaryota; Ciliophora; Spirotrichea; Sporadotrichida; Oxytrichidae
Source: the annotation of a GenBank genome assembly